UAUGACUGGAGGAGUAUGCAAAUUAAAAAAGGAUCUGAAUGGAAAGAUUGUCUUCAUAACUGGGGCUAAUACUGGUAUUGGAAAGGAAACAGCACUUUAAUUAGCAACUAUGGGUGCCACUAUUGUGAUUGCAUGUCGAGAUACAAUCAAAGGAUAAUAAGUUUUAGAUUAAUUGGUAUUCAAAUUAAUUAAAAGAAUAGAAUAAAAUAACCAAAGCUUAUAUGAUAAAAUUAGAUUUAUCAUGUCUCAAUUCUGUAAAAUAAUGUGCCGAAGAUUUUAAGAAAUUAAAUAUCCCAUAAAUAGAUAUUCUAAUUAAUAAUGCUGGUGUAAUGGCUCCUUAAACUUAUAAAACAACUAAACAAUCUUAUGAACUUUAAUUUGGUACUAAUCACUUAGGACAUUUUCUAUUGACUGAGUUAUUGGUACUAAUAUUUAAUUUAUUCUUUUUAGAUUCCCUAUUUGAAAACUGCAUAAUAAAGCAGAGUAGUUAAUGUAUCAUCUUUAGCUCAUAAACACUCUAAGUUAGAUUUCAAAGAUAUAAAUUGUACUUAAUUUGCUAAUUCUAAACUAUGGCCAAUUAAAUACAAUUUAUAAGCAUAUGGAAAUAGUAAAUUAUGCAAUAUACUUCAUGCUAUGGAAAUUUCUAAAAGACAUGGAAUAAAGGGUUGGUAAUGUUAAAUUUUUAUUUUAGUUCAUUACAUCCUGGAGUAGUAAGAACAGAAUUAGUGAGAGAGAUUGUUGGAAAUCCUAUAUUAAAUAUCCUAUUCAAAUUAGUUACUCCAAUUUAUUUUAUUUUUUCUAAGAGUUGUUUAUAAGGAGCAUAAACUACUUUGUAAUGCGCUUUAGAAGAUUAUGAUAAAUUAGUAGAUGGAGGAUACUAUUCAGAUUGCAAAUUAAAAUAACCAUUAUAUGCAAAUAAACAAUUAUCUGAAAAGUUAUGGGAAUUUUCUGCAGAGAGAUUGAAACCCUAUAUGUAAAAAUGAU
Molecule: messenger RNA, 984 nt
Organism: Paramecium pentaurelia
Lineage: Eukaryota; Ciliophora; Oligohymenophorea; Peniculida; Parameciidae
Source: the annotation of a GenBank genome assembly